UGUUGAGCAAAUACGAACUUAAGAUUGUAAAAUGAAGACCCGUCCGAUCUCCAGCACAGAGUCAGAAAUGGGGCGCGUUAAUUUGCACUUGUUUAGAAAUAUACGCUUACAUCGUCCGAUACCAGUGAAUAAAAAUGUAUUGACUGCGUCCAAGCGAAAAAGUUAGAGAUGAGCGGCGCCAUUAAAGAGGAACGCUACAAGGACUUGUGUAGGCUGGUGAUAGAAGCGUUCUCGAAGCACGAGGGUACCUUGCAAAACGAGGCACUGGGAGCCUUCAAUGCCAUCGUGCGGGAGUUCCGAGCGCAUCGCUUGCACCUGUUCGAAUCGAUGCUGCAGACUGACAAGAAGACGAGAUUAAAGAUAUUCAAAGUGUUGGAAGUGGUGGACGACAAUGCCAUUUCUGCGGCCGCCGAUGACGGACAGAUACUAAAUUUUUUCAAGCACUGCUUGGUCAACGUGCAGCCUAGUUUAAUGGAAUGGUUGAUGCCGACGGCAUGCGUGGAUGAUUUGCAAAUGUUGGUCAAGAUUGAACAGCAGCCUCUGUCGGAGGAGGAGAAGCUAGAGGAGGAUAUAAACAGUUAUGCGCUCGCUCUUUUGAGACGACUGUACCGACUGGCUUCCAUAACGUUUGAUCAAAGUGUUUGGAAGUAUGACGCACUACUGAUGGACAAGGUCGUAACAUUGGCCUACAUGGGACACAAGCGCCAGCGUGGCCCUGCUUUGAAAGUCUUGCAACAGGCUAUUGCAACCGACUCGGCCACUCAUGUCCGCAAAAACUGGCCUGAGCUGUGGGAACAAUAUAAAGCCAAUUUACAGUCUAUCUAUUACAAACGCAUGCUGCUUUUGGUAGCGGCAUGCGACCUGGAUUGGACUACACAGUGGAAUACCACUAUCCAGUUCAUUGGCACGGAUCUUCAUCGCGGUGCCGGCCUUAUAAAUAAUUUACUGAGCGUCGAGGAAAAAGCCUUCAAGUCUAUCGAUCCUAUUAUACGCAGACAAGCUUUCCUUUCGUGGAAACUGUUGAUCGACAAUUUUGCUUUAGAUUAUCAGGAACUUGCUACUGCUAGAAGAAUAAAAUUACUCUGCAUUCCGUUAAACGCGAAGAACAGUAAAACUGAAUUAAUUGCGUUGACCAAGUUAGAAGUUUGGUGGCACUUAAUUAUCAAAUUGUACAAACACAUCGCGAAAUUUGUCUCUCCCGUCAUCACGCAAUUUUUAAACUACUGCUUCGGGCCACUAGGGGACACGCCACUGCUCUCUGCCAAAUUUGACGUUGUUGCAUCUCCAGGCAAAAGAUUUUUCAAGACAAAAGUGGUCGCUGUGGACGCCCUGUGCCAAUUACUUGUCACAAAGGAAGAUCUCUUUACCGUUUGUCCUCCAAUGUUGGAAGAAAGACUUCCUCAUGCUAUGUCUUACGAGGUGUUUAAAGAAUGCUCCCAGAGCAUUAUUCAUAGUAUAGCGGAGGCUGUGCUUAUUCUUGGUCAACUUACAGAUAAGGAGAUGAAAAAUCGUUUUCAGCUCGGUGAAACGUUAUGGAAAAGCCUGAUGAUAUACAUACGGAAGGACCAGCUGUACAGAGAUGUGAUAAUAGUUGUAACUGAAUUGACGAAUCAUAUAGAUAAGCUCAUGGUGAGAGACAUGUUGUUUAAUGUAAUCUUACCUGAUGUUUAUUGCAUUAUUGAGAAAACGGAAGUUCAUGAUAAUGCAUUGCCAGAAUUGGUAUUGAAGCUUCUGACAUCUCCGAUACUUGACGAAAUGCUCAAGUACAUCCUGGAUUACAACAGUAAUACAAUCAAGUGCCUUCUGGAGCGAUGUGUCAGUCCAGAAUUUACAUAUUCCUCAGGUGUAUUUGGGUUUCUGGAAACGAUAAUGGGAAAUCUGAAAUCAGCGCAUGAUGCGUAUAAAAAUAAGGGUAGCAAUGAAUUAGCUUACAUAGAACUAUGGUCUAUGAUAACAGAAAUAUUCACACAAUACAUAAGAAACUCUGAAAUCAGUAAAGACGACGUUGAAGUUAUAAAAUCAAUUUUAUCCUUUCCAUUUUAUACAAAUAUGGAAGAUCUCGAGCUGAUAAAGAAUCAAGCGACAGUGUGGAAAACUGUAUACAAAGAGGUUGAAUUACGUUCAGAUUCGAUAGCUGCAAUAAAACCAAAUGAAAUCUUGCUGGAUACUGCAAGCAUGAUGCGGAAAUGUUUGAGUAUAAAUAGAGAAUGUUGUACCCUUAUUGUCAACUGCUUAGACACUUUAUUGAGCACCCUCGAUUAUGAAUCUUUGUUGGAUCAAGACGAAAUUCCAUCCAUUAUGCAACUAAUAAUGGACGUUAUAAUUAUUUCUUUUAAUGACGUGCAAAAUCUUAAUUCUGAAAUAGCUCUGAAGGCAUUGUCAGCUAUGCUUAUCACCAUAUACGGGCACAAUCUGCCAAGAGUAGUGUCGUAUCUGCAUAAUUGUAAAUCAAUCAUCAAACUUGUACUUUCGUCGCAAACAACGGUGCUUUUUAAAGAAGUUGCAAACACGUGGGAAUAUAUAGUCAGUAUUUUUAAAGGACUCAAUAAACAAUUGGAUCACAAACUCUUAUCGUCGUACAAAGAAGCAAUUGUAAUAGCUAUGAAUCAUCCUAAUCUAAAUAUAAGAUCUUUGACGCAAUCUAUUUUUGAAAUUAAAGACAACUUGGACAGUACCGCUAAGUGCAUUUUAGAUGAAAUAAAAAAACCAAAAGGCAAGUCUCAUGCAAAGUCUGAUAGCGCUUCGAAGAAGAAAGCAGAAGCGGGACAAGCGAAGGAGGUGCACGUGGCCGGGAGUUUCUUGAAUAGGAAGUCAGCUACUACGAAAUCCGCUAAACCACCUGAAAAGAAUGAUAAAAAUACGCUACCUACAUUAUCUGAACCUGAAUCGCAAGACUACGUGUACAUAAAAACAGAUCUGAAAUUUGACGUUAAUCGUUUAACUGAGCAUCAAAAGGAAACUUUGAAGAGGAAAAGAGAAGACAUACCGGCACUAUAUAACGAUCUUUCUCAAUCGUCCUCGCAAAACUCUCAAAACCUGCAACAGUGGUUUGAUAUUAAAGCCAAACAUAUUAACGAGAUUGAUAAAGUCAACAAUAAAAAGGGCGACUCUACAAUGCAGAAAUCUAUUGAUAGCGAUGCUAAUAAGGAAAACAAGGUUACGCUUAAACAAAUAGAAAUCUCUAACGCCACGGACAAGAGUGCUGAUGAUAUCUGUGGUAUUGAAUUGGAGGGAAAUGUUGGAGAGAAUACCGUCAAUACCAAGCAAAACGAAAUUUCAACGAAAAAAGUUAAGAACGACGAGUCUAAUGGAAAGCAAGAUAUGUCGAAACAAGCGAAUUUGUCUUCGCAUGCAGCUGCUUUCAGUGGGAAGAACGCUACAACAGAGGGUGAGAGUGCAGACGCAAUGGUAUCUGUUGCGAAAAAGUUGGACUUUGAAUCGCGGGAUGAAUUUCCCGAGGAUCAAACGCACGAACGACAAUCAUCUCCGUCAAUGUUAGACAGUAUUAAACGACGGCAUCGUAAUAGCACGACAAAAUUUGCGUCGUCGUUGAAAGAUGACGAAACUGUCGAGACCUCGAAAGAUUCGAGUACAACAAAUGUACAAAAAACAUUGAGAGUGAAGACUACUCAGGAAAAACCUGGUACAAAUAGUAAACGGAAGUCAGAUGAUGCUACUGACGAUUCUGAUGAUACUGUUAAAGAAAAUUCUAACGAAAAUAAGAAGGGCGUUAAACGUAAGUACGCGUCGGACACUGAAUCAGAAGAAAGCGUUCAAUGUCGCAAGCGAAAGGUUACAUCUCUUAGAGACCUUAAUGAUGACGGCGGUGAAACAUCGCGGAGCGCUGACAACGUCCCAGACAGUAUGAAUCAACGUAUGAGAAAUGAGAUAUCUCGUUUGAAAAUCGACAUGGUAUUCACUAUUGAUUCCGGUGCAAAUCGCCGUCGAGUGAAGCAUCGGGACGAAGGCGAAAGGGAAACAGUAGGACACGGAUUAAGGAAAUACGGGACAUAUGAUAGGUGCGUCAGAUUGAAAUCCGUAGAUGCAAAAUCGGCGGAUGGAUUAAAGCGAACUCCAAGGAUGGAGAGAACUACGAAGGAUAUAGACGAUAUGGAGCAAGGGGUGUGUAAGAGACGUAGUAGACGAAGCAAGCAAGAAUCUAAUAAAAAUGACCUGGACGUUACUAAGGAUGUUGAAAAGUCCAAUGAUUCUAGUGAUAAGGCUGAAUUGACUAACACCGACACAGAUGUGACGCUUGCAAUUCCAACGUCCAAUCAAGCGGUACAGGAUGUUAAUAAAGUCCAAGAGCAAGAGAGGCUUGAUAAGGAUAAUUUGAAAUCUGACUCGAAUGUAACACCUGCGGAACUUGCUGAAUCAAACGAACAGAGUCAAGAGGAAGGCGAGGAUGUCGUCGAGAGUUCGCAAGUUCCUAAUGUCUGUUUAAAAUUGGAUAAACUGUACGGCGAGAAGCAGUGUUUCAUUAAGAUUAAUAAAAUGACUAAUAUCCAAGCUGCGAAAACUUCUGACGCGACUGUUGACAAAAGAUAUGUACCUGAAUCUAUCCCCAUGGAUUGCGGUGAUAACGAUAAUGUACCUGAUCCAUGCGAAGAAUUAGAUGAAGCCGAACCUGACGUUAAUACAAAGAUAAACGACGAAGAAGUCGCAGAUAGCAUAGAUAAAGAUUCGGUUCAGAAAACUGAUAAUUCUAACGUGAAGAGUUUAAUUUCAGAGGGUCAGAAGAUAAUCGAUAACUCAGCGUCGAUUAAAUCUACGAGCGUAAAUUUUACUUCGCCAAGAAGCAAUAGCAAGGUACUUUAUAAGCUGAAACCUUUUACUGGACGCGCUGCUCACAUGUUAGGUUUAGUUACGAGUCAAGCGCGACUCGUCGCGAACGAUAUUGUACUGGAUGAAGAACCGUCCAAGAUACUGGACGACUUGAAGAAGCUGAACACAGAAUCGUCCAAGAUGUUGGACGACUCGAAGAAAUUGAAAACAAAGGACGUGGAAAACGAGAUGUCGAUGAGUAAAAAGACAUCAAUGGUUAAAGAAAUAGAUAAAAUAGGUGGUCCGUCUGGUAGUCGACAAGAAAAGAUUUUCAGCAAUAUGAGAUCGACCGAUUAUGCCGCGUCUUCGUCGGCGCACACGUUCACUACUUUGAAAAACGAUGGCGAGAAGCUGUCGUUUAGAUUCAACAAGAGCGCGCCGGACUGCGCAACGACGGACAGUUCAAUUGACAAGGAAAAUGACAAAAACGCAUCGCCGUUGCGUGAAAGAAACGAUCUACCAAUAUUGGAAUGGUCAAGCGCUAAUCCACCCUCGUUAACUGCGUCACCGAGUGUUAGUAUUCUUAAACGUCGGUCGAGCCUACCAGAAGCAGAUCUAGAUUUAACACCUAAGCGAAAGCGAGUGAGUUUUGCAGAUCCACCGGUGUCUAAAGAGAUGGGCUAUGAAAUUUCCACUGCGGAAACCACGCCAAAAGGGAUUAAAUAUUCGUUGGCACGGAAUUCUACGUCAAGGAAGGAUUCUCCGAGUAAAUUCAAGCAAACCAAACUUAAACUUGUGCCAUUUGAUACAGAGAAAAUCAAUGUAGAGAAUAUAGCUGAGGAUAAUAUUCAAAAUAAAAACGGCACUGAAGCUAUGGAGGUCGAGAAGAAGAAAGAAGCAGUGGUAAAAAUAUCUGAAGCCUAUUCAGAACCUGCGGAUAUCGAUGAGCAAACGCCCAGCGAUUCUCCAGAAAAUGGUAAUGCUGUUGAAAAUAUUCUCGAAAUGAAUCCUCGCGCGAGGAUCGAUGUUAUCGGAGAAUUGGAAUUGGCGCAAGAAAUUGAGAUAACCACGGAUUCGGUUGUCUCGGAGGACCAGCAGUCUAUAUCUUUUGAAGAUUCUGGCGCUUCGCCGAUAGACAUCGAAACGGAGGAUACCGAGACGCAGCGAGAUAUCUUUGACGGGAUGGAUGCAAAGGUUGACGUCACGGUGAUUCAGGCGGACAACGAUGGCUUGAUUCCGAAUAAUUCAGUGGAUUCUAUUAAACUGAAUGUGACCAAUGACUCUGUGAUAGCGGCUUUACCUACCAAAGACAACGAUCCGACAAGUAUGGAGGACACUAUGGAUAUCCAGAAUAUUAUCGGAUUGAAUUCCACUGUAAAUACAGACGAGAUAUUCUGCGAAAAGCCGAUACGCAGUAGUACGCAAGCGACAGAAAAUAUCGCGGAGCUAGACACCAUGCCGAUAACGGACUCCGUCAGUUUAUCUACGAUGCAAGACACUCAGAGUCAGGAGGCGGCUCCGAGUGCGCGGAACGUGGAACGCAAUCCCGAAUCUUUGGACUCCACGCAGCCUAUUUACCCAGCACUGUCGUCGUGCAUGGAGCCUGUCGCUAGUAUCACCGAGCGAUUGACGUAUCCUCUCUGGAAGCAAAAUCUAAGUACAUUUUUUGCGAAUAGAAAUAUACACACAAUCGGCGAUAUUGCCGACCUGUCUGAGCGCGAAAUUGAUAGAAUGCCUGUGAAGGGUAAACCAAAGACUGAAUUUGUGAGGAAGGUACUGAAGCAUUUUGAAAGCACGUGCAUGCUGCGAACGAAGGAGUCCUCUGCUGAAAAGUCAAGUAAAGUCGAGCAAUUGCCUGUUAAGGCGACGGACGAAAUUGUGCCAAUCGCCGUUUUGUCCAACGUCGAAAUGGGAUCUGCGGCGAACGACAAUGAGUCCUUAACUUGUAGCACGCCACUUAUCCAGCCUAUCGGAAAUACAUCCGAUAGUCUACCGAGUAGAAAUUCGUCUGUGGAAGACGGGGAUAAAACGGAAUCGGUCACUAGUGACAUGGAUAUUUCACUGGGACCCACGAUUCCUUAUCAUCCUGAUUUGUUAGCCUUAAACACUUCUAUAGAGAAUGGACAAACAAGCGCGAAGUUACCGAUCGCUGCUCAAAAUUCCAAACCUGGAACGUCUACAGAUAAUCCCGAACCCGUGCCAAUCCCUUCGUCGUCCUCUGAAAGCAUUACAACUACGAGCCAGACAACAUCAACUUCAAAUGUCAGCCUGGACGCAAGAAAAGAUCCUGCUGGAGUUUCAAGUGUGUAUGACGAACUUUUAAUUACACACUCCUCAAUUGGUACCAAUACUGACGAGAUCGGUUCCACGACACCGGCUGUUAAACAGUCGACGAAAUCUGUUGCGUCUCAAAUGACGCUUGCAGAACUACUGGACGAAAUUGACGUAAAUCUGGUGAUGGAAAGCGCGGCUAAAAGAUGCAAUCCCGAGGCAGUUCUGCUGCAAUAUAAGAUAAAGAUGGCACACGUGAAGGAAGGAGAACUGUUGAAGGAAACGAUCAAAAUGCUCGGCCUGCAAGACAAACAACAAGUCAACGAUGCAUCGUUGAAGGCAGCCUGCCGUGCAUGCGGCGUCAACAAAGUCCUUCUUAGAUUGCCUGAUAUUUUUAGCCACGACAAACAGUUCUUCGAUAAGGUGCUCAAGUUUUAUAGCAAGAAGCUCAAUAUAGCCGAUGGCUUGAACAGCUUAGACUUUAAUAAAUUGAAAAGCGCGAUCUGCCAAAGAUGCACGUCGUCCGAUAUCAUUGAGAUACUGUCGGAGAAACUAAAGCAAGAAGAGAAAGAAGGUAUCAAACAAUCCAUGCCGGAACUGUCAAGUUUAAAUGCUAUGUUACAAAGGUUACCAAUGGACGUGAUCAUUAGUCAUACCGUAGCGAACGAAGAACUUAUUCCGGCGUCGGUAGUUCUGGACAUCGCCUUGCAGAAUAACAGUUCAGAAGGUAUAGCGCAAGCAUUAGAGCAAUCCCCUGGCAUGGCUAAACGUGUCCUAGAUCAACUGUGGACGUCCCAGUUCAUGGCCACGCAUAUUCAAAAUAAUGAUGUAUCCAAAGAGAGCUUGCUCAGUAUUUUUAAGAGCGUAUGCUCUAAAAUGACUGCGCAAGAAUUGCUAGACGCGUAUCACGAGGCUAUGUCGAGCAAGUUUAACAACACUAUGGACGAGAAGGACGUUAAGAAUGUGAAAAAAUAAAUCGGAAGUGACAAUUUCAGUUUCAGUAUUGCAUCUCUCAUAUACAUGUAUAUAAAUGGCACUCAUCUUCAAGAAAGAAACGACUGAUUCGAGUGACACAUUUGUGAGAUGUAUUUGAUCGCAUAAAUUCGUAAAAAUAAUUCUUUUCAGAAUUUUACUGGCGAAUUUUAAUGGAACUAUACAUGAAAAUGUUAAAUAAAACAACCGGUGGUUAAUUUGAAGUAAAUACAAAAGUGGAUGUAGGGAAGGAAAGAAUAUACUUUUUUUUUUUUUUAGAUUUUUGCACGUUCCAUUUUUGUUUCACAGCCACUUAUAGCAGUAUGAUAAUAGUGUUUUUCAAUGUGCAAAAAUUGAAAAAUUUGUGUUUUUUUUUUACAUUUUUAUUGAUUAGCUCGCUAAACUCGUAACCAUUGUCUGAAAUGAUGUAUGGUUCUGCAUUGUUCCUAAAUAAAUGUAACGGUUGCCAUUCUUACAAAUAAGUAUUUCUAUAAGACCAAAUGCACAAUGAUCAAUAAUAAUUUAUUUUUUAGUAUGAUCAAUAAUAAUUUAAUAAAUUUUCCUGUCUAAGUUAUGAAUUAUAUGUAACAUAAAGUUUAUACAGGGUAUUUUUGUGUUAUUAUUCUGCCAAGUAUCUCCUUUGUUUUCUUUUUACGAUAAGUCUUGGAAAAAUUUUUUAUUUCAAGAUGAUUCUUCCUGAUUAUAUCUUUUACACAGGGAUGUCUUAUUUAACAUAUUUCAACAUUACUACAUUAAUAUAAUUUAUGUCUUACGUUUGCCUUGAAUUUUGCGAUUGGUUAUUUGAUUGAUGUGAGUUACACCUUCAGUAUACAAUUAUCGGCGGGAUGAACAAAUUUAUUCGUAAAAAAGAAAUAAUCUUGACGUAACGAUUCCAUGAGAUAAUACCUUUUCGCAAGGUUGAAUUCAAGACGCUUACUCAGACUCGAAUACAUUAAUGGCUAGGCGACGACCAGUUAAUCAGCUUUUAAUUCUAAUAUAUACCAUUGUAAAUAUACAAGUAUGUAUAUCAUUCACAUUGAUGGGCGAUCAAUAUAUUCACUGAUUAAUACGCUUCUUUGUGCAUGUUUUUAUUAUACCUAAUACAUCUGUAGGAAUAUGUCUACUUGUACGAGUCAAGCUGAAAACCUAGUAGAUCUAAAUAAAAUACCGGCAGACAUUGAAGAAGUUGAUCAGUGAAUUUUAUGCAGGAGCAUUGAAGGGAAAAUAUAUUGAUUAAUUAUCUCGAGAAUAGAAUAUGGUAUUUUGUAGUUGUAGCUAUAUCUGUGAUUGAAAUACACGCAGUUCUAAUUAUUAAUUCUGAUGGUUAUGUAAUCUUGUAGACAAGGUGAUUUGACAAACGACAAUGGAAUGUAUCCUGUAACUUCUUCGAUCUUUACUAUGGCGGUCAAAGGAAAUGUAUGCGCUUAGAAAAUGUAAAUGUCCUAUAAUAAUAAAAUGAUAUUUUAUACAAA
Vollenhovia emeryi is the source of this 9479-nucleotide messenger RNA. Its product is annotated as telomere-associated protein RIF1-like. Lineage: Eukaryota; Metazoa; Arthropoda; Insecta; Hymenoptera; Formicidae. The transcript is spliced from 16 exons. Bases 169 to 8010 code for a protein of 2613 amino acids. Gene Ontology annotation, biological process: telomere maintenance. Gene Ontology annotation, cellular component: nucleus. The record is from RefSeq and is a predicted model, not a curated record.